Molecule: messenger RNA, 1357 nt
Organism: Phragmites australis (common reed)
Lineage: Eukaryota; Viridiplantae; Streptophyta; Magnoliopsida; Poales; Poaceae
Product: probable membrane-associated 30 kDa protein, chloroplastic
Exons: 11
Coding region: 152-1102 (316 amino acids)
Source: RefSeq, a predicted model, not a curated record
UCCGACCCGACCCGACCCGACCCGAGAUCGCUUUCUCUUCCCAUCGCUUCUCUUCUCCACACGAACUCAUCCUCGGGAUAAAGCUAAAUACCAAGCAGAAAAAAAGGGGAAUCCUUUCCUCUGUUCGUUCUCCGCUGCACCGCCCGAAUCGAUGGGGAUUAGGGCUCCGCCGACGAGCAUGAGGCUCGCGCCGCCGCCGGCCUCAGCCAGCUUCCGCCGGGCCGCCCUCAAGACCCCCUUCCUCAACGGCAGCGUUUCACUUAGAGUUGUGCAAGUACGACAAACAAAUGUCAACAGAUUUAAGUGCAAUAGCAUACAGAGUAACCUCUUUGAUAGACUAUCUAGGGUUGUCAAGUCCUACGCAAAUGCAGUUCUAAGUUCAUUUGAAGACCCUGAGAAGAUCCUCGAUCAAGCUGUUCUGGAGAUGAACGAUGACUUAACAAAGCUGCGGCAGGCCACUGCACAGGUCUUGGCAUCUCAAAAGCGGCUUGAGAAUAAAUACAAAGCUGCGGAACAAGCUGCUGCUGAUUGGUAUCGGAGGGCUCAACUUGCUCUGCAAAAGGGCGACGAGGAUCUUGCCCGUGAAGCCCUUAAGCGGCGUAAAUCAUAUGCUGACAAUGCAAGCUCCUUAAGGUCCCAGCUUGAUCAGCAGAAGGGUGUAGUUGAAAAUCUCAUUUCAAAUACCCGGAUUCUUGAGAGCAAGAUAGCAGAGGCCAAACAGAAAAAGGAUACCCUAAAAGCCCGUGCUCAAUCAGCGAAGACUUCCACGAAAGUGAGUGAAAUGUUGGGUAAUGUAAAUACAAGUAGCGCCCUUUCUGCAUUUGAGAAAAUGGAGGAAAAAGUUAUGGUGAUGGAAUCCCAAGCAGAGGCACUCGGUCAGUUAGCAACCGAUGAUCUAGAAGGAAAGUUUGCACUGCUUGAGACUUCAUCUGUUGAUGAUGAUCUUGCACAAAUGAAAAAAGAACUGUCCGGAAGCUCUUUGAAAGGAGAGCUUCCUCCAGGUAGAACAGCAGUCAGCAGCUCAGGUGCAGCGCGUCCUUUCCCCGACCUAGAGAUUGAGAAUGAGCUAAAUGAGCUGCGGAUGAAGGCUAAAGAAUAUUAGAUUCCAAAAUUCUUUUCGAUGCAAGGCCCGACGAAUCUCAUAACUGAAGAAUCCCAGAAGAUAGUAUAGCCGCAGAUUUAUCCAUUGUGCCUUUGAAACUCAUGUGCGCCUUGUUCGUUAAAGUGUGGAAGCGUGCAGAUUUCACGGCAUUUUUCCUGCGAGUGACAUUGUACAGUUAGCCAUAAAUUGAUGUAAAUCACUACUCGCUCUAGAGCUUUUUUUGCAUACUAUAAUCAAAAUUCUAAAGUUUUCGUC